This is a messenger RNA of Heterobilharzia americana, 2998 nucleotides long. The record is from the annotation of a GenBank genome assembly. Lineage: Eukaryota; Metazoa; Platyhelminthes; Trematoda; Strigeidida; Schistosomatidae.
GUAUUUUAUUCUGUUAUGGAUAUAAGAAGAGACAAAGAAGUACUGUUUAAUGAUACUAAAAUCCGUUGUGUAUUUACAUCAACUGGAAUCAAUCAUUUCUCUGGUUGUAGCUGUGUUAUAGCGAUUUGUUCUCCUCGAAAUACAUCAGUUGUACAAAAUAUUCUAGCAUCUGGUUCAAGUCAUUUCAUAUGCUUGUCUAAAUCACUAACAUAUUCAACUAAUGCAACAACUGAAAUGAAUGUUAAUUCACCAUAUGAAAGUUUGCGUAUUUAUCAAACAUUAUCUGGUCAUACUUCUGAUAUCCGGUGUAUAAGAUGGUUAAGUUGCUGUUGUCAUCAAUCGAGUCUAUCACAAGUGUAUCAACAGUCUAUCUGUUUUCUAAUGUCUGCUGACAAUAGCGGUACAGUGAUAAUUUGGGCAUCUUCUACGGAUGAUAUAAUGUAUUCUGAUAACUUGAAUAAUUGGUAUGUAGUCAAUAAAUUUCAAGCGCCAAACCAUUGCAUUAUUAAUUCAAUUGAUGGUUAUUUUUUACCAUCAUCAAAAUCAUUACAACUAUCUGAUCAUUCAUCUUCUGGGUGGUUAUUUUUAUCAGCUGCAGCUGAUACAUCAGUUUAUAAUUGGUCUGUUUGUCUUCCAGAUGAUCUACUUACUAGUAAUGAAGUAUUAUUACCAUGUACACGUGGUAAUCAAAUCACGCGGAAUCCAUCUCUUUGUCUAUGUCUCAGAAGCUUUUGUGUGAAGUAUAGUUGUGUUAUGGCUAGUAAUGAAAACGCUUGUGGAGUGAACUCCUGGCUGCAUAUAAUUGUUCUUGGACUUGAUAAUGGACAGAUGGAAAUAUGGUCAGGUGAUCUGGUCAGUGAUCAAGAAGAUGGUACUAUGAAACUGAACUUCAUAUUGAGUACUUCUGUUUCUGGACAUGAAGAUUGGAUUCGAUGUAUUGAUGUUUGUGUUGAUCAAGUGUCGACAAUCCCUAUUGUAUUGAUUGCUACAGGUGGUCAAGACAGUAUUGUUCGACUAUGGCGCCUGUUUUCUACAGUAAAUGAUAUAAUAAUGAUCGGAUGUGAGCCUGAAAAGUCUAUUCAUCUUCAACUUCCAGAACAGUUUAUAAACAAAAACAUUCAUCUAUGCUUAACAUCUGAAAGUGUUUUAGCCAGCCAUGAAAACUGGGUUACCGGUGUCCGUUGGGCGCCAACAACUAACGUUCAAGUAUUUCCUCCAAAUCUACUUACUUGCAGUAUGGAUAAAUCAUUAAUCAUUUGGGAGCCUCCUAGUGAAAAUUCUACAGAAUCAUCAGAUAUGUGCAGUUUAUGGAAGGAAAAAACUCGACUUGGACAUUUUGGUGAUACCGGAUUGAGUAUAAUGGAUUGUCACUGGUUACCAAACGAUGGUACGAAAGUAUUUGGACAUACUUUUCAAGGGAGUAUUUCUAUAUGGUUCAAAUCUGAUAAAGAAUUUUGGCUUCCAGCUUUACCGUUAACAGGACAUGUUGGACCUGUAGCAGAUCUUAGCUGGAUGUCAACAUUUCCUGAGGAAGAUAUAACGAUCGAUGACUGUUACACGUAUCUUUUAACUGCGGGUUUUGAUCAAACAGUACGCUUAUAUACAUGUCAAUUAUGUAAUAGUGAUCUGAAGGAAGAGUUUUGGCAUGAAUUAGCUAGACCACAAAUUCAUGGUUAUGAUAUGAAUGCAAUCGAGAGUAUUUCACCUACUCUAUAUGUAUCAGCUGGUGAUGAAAAAGUUGUCCGUGUAUUUACAACUACAAAAGCCUUUAUGAAUUCAUUUAAACGACUGUAUCAUUCUUCGUCAUCUAUCCGCACGAAAUUGGAUCGCAUUCUUGCCGAUAGUUCUAUACCGACUGGUGCUGUACAACCACCACUCGGUCUUUCGAAUCAAAUUGUCACUUUGUCAUCUAACAAUAACAAGGCUAAUAAUGAGGACGGGAGCGAUAAUAAUGAUGAAUAUGUCAUUAAUGAGAAGAAUGAAGAUAUCAGUGGAGAUUGUCCAUCUGAUGAACUUCCUACAGAAGAUCGAUUACAACAUGCAACACUAUGGCCAGAAGUCAAAAAGUUGUAUGGUCAUCCCUAUGAGAUAUAUUGUUUAGCAGUUCAUCCUCAUAAACUCCUUGUUGCUUCUGCUUGUACAGCAUCGAAACCAGAAUAUGCUCAUAUCAUACUAUGGAAUGGUGACUUGAAUUGGUGCAUUCAUCAACGUUUACAACAUCAUCAGUUAACUGUUACUCAAAUGGCAUGGAGUCAUGAUGGAACUCGACUUUUAGCUGUUUCACGAGAUCGUACUUGGAGUUUAUGGUCUGAACAAUCUAUGAGUAGUACUAAAGAAAAAGAAGAGAUAGUGGUAGAGAUUCAACUUCGAAAUUAUGUUUUAUCCGCCUAUCCUAUGAAAGGUCAAAGUCACUCAAGAAUAAUUUGGACGUGUGGCUGGAGUCCAGAUGACAAAUACUUUUUCACAGGAUCACGUGAUUCAACAAUAUGUUGUUGGAAUGGUACUUGUAAAACUGAGAUGGAUAUACCAGUUGAAGGAUUUUGUCGCCUAGAUACCUAUAAAGAUUGUGGACAUCCAGUUACAGCAUUGGAUGUUUGUAGUACUGUCAAUUUACAGAAUAUAUCUACUCAUCCUUCGUAUUUAAUGGCUGUAGGUCUAGAAACUGGAAGUAUAAUUCUAUUAAAACUGAAUGAAUCUGGCUCAUGUGAACGUUUCUUUAGAUGGUCAGUUGUUUUAAAUUUUCCACGAGAUUGGUGUCAUGUUGUAGGCAAACGAUUACGAAGAAUUUCGUUUUCACCAGAAGUGAGCAGUCGUAGUAAAGAUAUCAGACAGUCAAUUAUACACUUGGCUACGGCUGGUGAUGAUGGAUUAGUACGAGUUUUUAAAAUUGACAGAAGUUCAAUUUGAUUGCUUGUACAACUUUUUUUCUCGGUAAAAUUAUACUUGAUUUUUUAAAUUAUUUUCAUAAUAUGAGUGAAUAAAGUUGCUACUGUAUAAA